UAAAGGUUGGCGCCGGCGCCAGCUGAUGUCUGUUCAUUUAUCCUACAGCUGGCGUUUGAGCUAAUUUGCCAUUGGAAAAAUGUCAAGACGCAGUUGCCGUAACACACUUCAAGAAAGAGAUGAAAACACAGCAGACCAAAAUACCACAUGCCCCAGGAAGAGAAAAUCUGAUCAGUGCAAAAGAAAAACGCCAACAGCUAAGAAACAAAGUUAUGAAAUUCAGAACCGGUGGGAGGAAGGAGAUGUUAGCCCCUGUGUCCUUGUUGAGACGCCUCACAAGGAACUUGAAGAGACGAGUAACUUGUCUGGUUUUAAACGCUUCCGGUUCAAGAAUCUGUUCAUCAAGCCCUCUCCACUGCCUUGCCUCAGCUGGGCUAGCUCAGAUGAUGUGUGGAUCAAGAUGCUGAAUAAAGAACUGAAGUAUAUCCAUGAUAAAACCUUCAUGCAGCAGCACCCCAGCCUGCAACCAAAAAUGAGGGCCAUUCUCCUUGACUGGCUUUUAGAGGUGAGUGAGGUGUAUACACUUCACCGUGAGACCUUUUACCUGGCUCAGGACUUCUUUGAUCGCUUCAUGCUGACUCAGGUAGCCAUUGGGAAGAACCAGUUGCAACUCAUUGGCAUCACGUCGCUCUUCAUUGCUUCUAAACUGGAGGAAAUCUACCCGCCAAAGCUUCAGGAGUUUGCAUACGUCACAGAUGGUGCCUGUGAUGAAGAUGAAAUUCUUGAAAUGGAGCUGAUAAUGCUGAAGGCAUUAAAUUGGCACCUCUGUCCAGAAACUCCCAUCUCUUGGUUAAAGCUUUAUGCUCAAGUGGGCUCUCUGAAGGAAGGACCAAAUUUUCUUGUGCCUCAGUUUUCUCAGGAAACCUACAUACAAAUGACCCAGUUGCUGGAUCUUUGUAUACUAGACAUUAACUCGCUAGAUUUCCAGUAUGGAGUUCUGGCUGCUGCUGCAUUUUGUCACUUUACCUCAAUUGAAACAGUGCAGAAAGUAUCUGGCCUGACAUGGGACAGUAUAUCCAGCUGUGUGCGCUGGAUGGCCCCCUUUGUGAGAACUGUGAACGAGUAUGGCCAGCCAAACCUGAAGGAGUUCAAAAAAGUUGCAACAGAAGACUGGCACAACAUCCAAACUCACGUGGAUUAUCUGUCCAUGUUGAAUGAUGCUCAGCAGCGACAGCAGGAGAACCUGGACAGAUUGUCUCCAGUAGCUGUAGGAGGCCUGCUGACUCCACCCAAAAGCACAGAAAAGCCCACUAAUGUGUGAAGGGCUCAAGAACUAACUGCUGUUCCUGUUUCUGAUCCAUGCCACCUGGCAGUCAAACAGCAUAAGCAUGCCUUUCUCUUUGUCUGCAAAGGACCACUGGACCUAACACCAGUGUUGAAGAGCCUUACAGGAUAAGACAAGGUGCUGUGUUUUAAAUAACAGUGGUCAUGACCUCACAGGAUGGCGCUCAAAGUCGUGAUUUGUGCCUUUCUUCAAAGACUGAAUAGAAAAUUGUUUACAAGUAUUUAAGCCCUAUACAAGAUUGUAGGGCUUUCAUUUCUCAAAUGUACCCAGAGCAAUGCAGUGUUGUAUCUGAGAUUGCUCAUUUUGUAGUAUUGUGGUGUGUGUUUUUUUAUUUUUUAUUUUUCUAGUUGUAUAAAAAGUGAGUGUUGAAUGUUCAUGGACUAAACUAUGUUGCCAUAGGAUUUCUAGUCAGUGCUGCUCUAAACCUCUGGUCAUUGUGAAGCUGAACUGCAGCAUAGAGACACGGAAGCUGGUGUGGAUGAGGCGCAUCAUUCUCACAAGUGUGCUGCAUUGUUUGAAUUCUUAGGAACAUGUUCCUUAGACUGGCUAUUAUUUCACUCUGAAAGAAGUUUGAUUAUUUUAAAAUUGCAAAAUUAUUUUGCAUAUUUAUGGUGCCAUCUUUAAAUUUAUUGAAUUUCAUGACAUGAAUUUCCUUUCAUUUUCUUGCCAAAGGCAAAUAUUUAAUUCAAUAGGUGCUUAUUUAUGAAAUGUGGUAGGAUGCAGUAUUAUACUGGACCUUACUUUUGUAGCAUAAAUUUUUUUUUUUUUUCUUUUUUUUUUUCUUUUUAAAUCUCAGAACUCUCAAAACUGGGAGUCAAAUACAGUGCCUGUAAUGUAGAUGGUGUAAAACUGUACAUAAGAGAAUAUGUGUACAUAUGGUAAUGGCAAGACAUGAUCUCCGUCUUGGUGGUUAAAUAUGAACUAUUAAAGCAUUGAUAGGAAUUUUUUGUAUUGAGUUACUACUGGGAAAUGGAUAAAUGAGGAUAGAUAUUGCAGGAUGGUACAUCUGUUUCCAGCUAAAUAAAAUAUUAAGUCUU
Molecule: messenger RNA, 2322 nt
Organism: Hemibagrus wyckioides
Lineage: Eukaryota; Metazoa; Chordata; Actinopteri; Siluriformes; Bagridae
Gene: ccne2
Product: cyclin E2
Exons: 11
Coding region: 80-1261 (393 amino acids)
Biological process (GO): regulation of cyclin-dependent protein serine/threonine kinase activity; G1/S transition of mitotic cell cycle
Cellular component (GO): cytoplasm; centrosome; cyclin E2-CDK2 complex
Molecular function (GO): cyclin-dependent protein serine/threonine kinase regulator activity
Source: RefSeq, a predicted model, not a curated record